CUACCAACCACAACCAAACUCAAUAAACGUCCACUCUCUCUCUCCCUCGAACCUUCUCUUCAUGUUACUACCACAGGGAAUCUCCAGACCUCUCCCACUCCCUCUCAUGCCCAAAUUCUUCCCUCCUCUCUCUCUUCACCAUAUCACACCUGCCUUCAACUCCCUCAUCAGAACCCACACACACAACCACCAACCCCAUAAGGCCAUCUUAACCUACACUCAAAUGCUUAAAACCAACACCCCACCAAACCAUUUCACCUUCCCCUCUCUCCUCUCCUCAUGUGCCCAAACCUUCUCUCUCUACAUUGGCCAAUCCAUCCAUACCCAUAUCAUACACCUGGGUUUCAAUUCCAAUGUGUACACAGACACUGCCCUCCUCCACAUGUAUUCUUCCUGUAAAUCCAUGGCCUCAGCCUGCAAAAUAUUUGAUGAAAUGACCCAAAAGAACUCCGUUUCUUAUAACGCCAUGAUCACUGGUUAUACCCAUAAUCGCGAGUUCUCGAAUGCUCUGAAAUUGUUUUCGGAGAUGCAAAUUUCUGGGUUCAAGCCGACUGAGACCACGGUGACUAGCGUUCUCUCUGCUUGUGCUCACUUGGGUGCUUUGAACCAGGGGAAAUGGGUCCAUGAAUACAUAAAAACCAGGAAUUUAACUGUAAAUGUCUUUGUGGGUACUUCACUAAUUGACAUGUAUGCAAAAUGCGGGAGCAUAGAUGAGGCCAUGGUGAUGUUUGAUGGCACGAGACAUAGGAAUGUGUACACAUGGAAUGCCAUCAUAUCAGGCAUGGCCAUGAAUGGCUAUGGUGAAAAAGCUCUGAAACUCUUUAGAGAGAUGGUGGGUGAUGGCCAUGUCAGGCCUGAUGGGGUGACAUUUCUUGGUGUGUUAUGUGCUUGCAGCCAUGAGGGGCUGGUUUAUCAAGGUUACCAGUACUUGGCCAUGAUGAGAGAUGAAUUCAGCGUGACGCCAUGUAUUCAACACUAUGGAUGCAUGGUUGAUCUUCUAGGCCGAGCUGGUUUAUUAGAAGAGACUAUGUCUUUGAUUGAGUCCAUGCCCAUUGAACCAGAUGCCAUAGUUUGGAGAUCACUGCUUGGAGCAUGUAGGAUUCAUGGAAGAACCGAUCUCUCAGAGCUUGCAGUCCAGAACCUCCUCCGAUUAGAGCCUGGAAAUGGUGGGAAUUAUGUCCUUCUCUCUAACCUCUACGCCCGUGCUCAUAGGUGGAAUGAUGUCGCUCUAGUGCGAGAAACUAUGAAACUUAGAGGGAUUCGAAAGGAACCCGGGUGUAGCUCAAUAGAAAUACAGAAUGUGGUCUAUGAAUUCAUAGUUGGGAAGGCAGUUUCGAAAGAGAUUUGUAGGAUGUUGAGUGAUGUAGAGAGAGAGUUGAGGCUUGCUGGUUAUGUAGUAGACACAGAGAUGGUUUCUUAUGAUGUGGAGGAAGAAGAGAAAGAAACUUCUCUAAUGUAUCACAGUGAGAAGCUUGCUCUGGCUUUUGGGCUUCUAAAGAUUCAAGAAGGGGAAGUCAUAAGGAUUGUGAAGAAUUUGAGAGUGUGCAAGGAUUGUCACACUUAUUUUAAGCUUGUUUCAAAGGUUUAUAGGAGAGAUAUAACAGUUAGAGAUAGAAACAGGUUUCACCACUUUAGAGGUGGAGAUUGUUCUUGUGGAGAUUACUGGUGAAGGGGCAUGGGGUGAGGAUUUUGUGGUCAAGUAUCCCCAGCUUCACAGCCAAGAGAAAGGUCCUAUGAAUUGGCCAGGAAAUGAUUGACAGAAGGAGAUCUGGGCCAGAGUGUUGCAUAACGCUUGUUUAGGUGAUUUUACUGAUUUACAUUUGCAUCUGUGGAGAAACUCCGGCGACCCAGCUCAGACUUGCCUGAGUAACUUAGACUUGCCACCCUGGCAACUCUGAGUAU
Molecule: messenger RNA, 1902 nt
Organism: Amborella trichopoda
Lineage: Eukaryota; Viridiplantae; Streptophyta; Magnoliopsida; Amborellales; Amborellaceae
Source: RefSeq, a predicted model, not a curated record